AUGAGCGCGUUGGGUGUGGAAUUAUCGUCUGCAAUGAAUCGUUUCUGCAUUGUUUUCCUGCUCGCCUACGUACAGUGGUGCAACGCAAGCUACCAUGGCAAUGGAAAUGGAAAUAAUCACGGGCACAAUCACAAUCACAAUCACAAUGGAUACGGACAUGAAUUUCCUGUUGCUCAUAUCCAUGCGAUAGCGGCGGCAGCCCCUCUGUACUAUGCGUACGCGUUCCCGUUCUCCUAUGGACUUAUCCCGUUCAAGAAUCGCAAGAAGGCAGCCCAUAAAAGAAAGAACACCCGCAAGCAGUAG
Molecule: messenger RNA, 303 nt
Organism: Necator americanus (New World hookworm)
Lineage: Eukaryota; Metazoa; Nematoda; Chromadorea; Rhabditida; Ancylostomatidae
Exons: 5
Coding region: 1-303 (100 amino acids)
Source: RefSeq, a predicted model, not a curated record